This is a messenger RNA of Olea europaea var. sylvestris, 2828 nucleotides long. RefSeq names its product linoleate 13S-lipoxygenase 2-1, chloroplastic-like. The transcript is spliced from 9 exons. Lineage: Eukaryota; Viridiplantae; Streptophyta; Magnoliopsida; Lamiales; Oleaceae. The coding region runs from base 36 to 2738 and encodes 900 amino acids. Gene Ontology annotation, molecular function: protein binding; metal ion binding; oxidoreductase activity, acting on single donors with incorporation of molecular oxygen, incorporation of two atoms of oxygen. The record is from RefSeq and is a predicted model, not a curated record. Gene Ontology annotation, biological process: lipid oxidation.
ACAAACUUGUAAUGACCUAAAUCAUAGAAACAAAAAUGUUGAACCUAAAUAUCUCCAAACCACAGUCUACUCAUCAUCAAAUCCUACUUCCAAAAUACAAGCCAUUUAUCUUAGGAGGAAAUGCAUCUUUUGCAAUAUUUCCGAAGUUUAUCUCAGUGAGAAAACAUGAAAAUAUUCGUGUUGGGCAGGUGAGAAGCACGAUAAAAGCGGUGAAAACCUUGACCAAAAAGUCCACCACCACUGACGUUAAAGCAGUCAUCACUGUGCAGCAAACGGUGGGUGGAGUUCUCACUCACUUAGGGUUGAGCGGAGGGCUCGAUUUUAUAGUUGAUGUUCUUGGUAGAACUCUCCUUAUAGAGCUAAUUGCUGCGGAGGUUGAUCCUGAUAUCGGAUCAAAGAAGCCAACCAUCAAAGCCUAUGCUCAUAGAGCAGGCAAGAAAGACAACGAAAAUUAUUACAAGACAAAUUUCAAAAUUCCUGAUGAUUUUGGAGAGGUCGGAGCAAUAAGUGUAGAGAAUGAGCACCACAAAGAAAUGUUCGUAAAAAAUAUUGUCAUCGAUGGUGUAUCUGGUCACUCUACCACUUUCACUUGUAAUUCGUGGAUUCAUUCUAAGUUUGAUAAUAAACAGCCGAGGAUAUUUUUCGUGGACAAGUCGUAUUUACCAACUGAAACACCCAGUGGGCUAAAGAGUUACAGAAAAAAAGAGCUCGAAAUUCUGCGAGGCAAUGGCACAGGAGAACACAAGGCCUUCGAAAGGAUAUACGAUUAUGUUGUAUAUAAUGAUCUCGGCGAACCCGACAAAGGAGACGAAUUGAAGCGGCCGGUGCUCGGAGGAGCCGAACAUCCAUAUCCUCGACGGUGCAGAACUGGUCGGCCGAAAACGAAGAAAGAUCCAUUGUCGGAGUCGAGGAGCCUCAGUGUAUAUGUGCCGAGAGACGAGGCAUUUUCAGAAGUGAAGCAGAUGACAUUCUCGGCUAAAACAUUGUACUCGGUGCUUCAUUCAUUGGUACCGAUGAUACAGACUUCUGUAAUAGACAGUGAACUUGGAUUUCCCCACUUCACCGCUAUAGAGACUCUGUUCAAUGAAGGAUUCGAUCUACCAGCGCAAAGUGCUACCGGAUUUUUGGGAAAUAUUCUACCCCGACUUGUAAAGGCUAUUGCGGAUGUUGAGAAUAAUAUCCUGCGUUUUGAGACACCAGAAAUUAUUGACAGAGAUAGGUUUUGUUGGUUUAGGGACGAGGAAUUUGCUCGGCAAACUCUGGCAGGAUUAAAUCCAUGCAAUAUCAAGUUGGUUACGGAAUGGCCAUUGAAGAGCAAACUUGACCCUGAGGUAUAUGGACCUGCUGAAUCGGUAAUCACAAAGGAAAUUAUCGAACAAGAAAUUGGAGGGUUGAUGACACUUGAGAAGGCAUUGGAGCAAAAGAAACUGUUCAUUUUAGAUUAUCAUGACUUGUUAUUACCUUAUGUGAAUAAAGUAAGAGAGCUCAAGGGAACAACUCUCUACGGAUCGAGGACAUUGUUUUUCUUAAUGCCUUCAGGCACGUUGAGGCCCUUAGCCAUUGAGCUAACACGGCCGCCAAUAGAUGGGAAGCCACAAUGGAAGGAUGUAUUCCAGCCGUGUUGGGACGCCACUGGCAUCUGGCUGUGGAGGUUGGCUAAAGCCCAUGUCCUUGCUCAUGACUCUGGUCUUCAUCAGUUAGUCAGUCACUGGCUAAGAACUCAUUGUUGUGUGGAGCCUUACAUAAUUUCAACCAAUAGACAAUUGAGCGCAAUGCACCCGAUUUACAGACUAUUACAUCCUCACCUGCGAUACACAAUGGAGAUUAACGCUUUAGCUCGCGAGGCCCUUAUUAAUGCAGAUGGAAUCAUUGAGAAGGCAUUCUCUCCAGGCAAAUACUGUGCAGAGCUGUGCUCUGCAGCCUACGACCAACUAUGGCAAUUCGACCUUCAGGCUCUUCCAGCUGAUUUAAUUAAUAGGGGAAUGGCGGUGGAGGAUCCAACAGCUCCGCAUGGCCUAAAGCUAACAAUAGAAGACUACCCCUAUGCCAACGACGGUUUACUUCUUUGGGAUGCCAUCAAGCAAUGGAUUACGGACUAUGUCACUUACUACUAUCCCGAAGCAAACCUUGUAAAAUCUGACAAUGAACUACAAGCAUGGUGGACUGAAAUUCAAACAGUCGGCCACGGGGACAAGAAGGAUGAGCCCUGGUGGCCGGUGUUAGAAACAUCAGAAGACCUAAUUGGGAUUCUCACAAACAUGGUAUGGGUAACUUCAGGUCACCAUGCUGCUGUAAACUUUGGUCAAUAUGAUUUCGCAGGAUAUUUCCCAAACAGGCCUUCCAUUGCUAGAGCAAUAAUGCCAAAGGAAAAUCCAAACGAUGCAGAGAAGGAACAAUUUCUGAAUAGGCCCGAGGAGUUUCUCCUGGCUUGUUUCCCUUCACAAGUUCAAGCAACAAGUGUGAUGGCUAUUUUAGACGUUUUGUCAAACCAUUCACCUGAUGAGGAAUAUCUCGGGGAGAAGAUCCAGCCGUACUGGGAAGAAGAUAAGUAUAUAAGUGCUGCAUUCAAACGGUUUAAUGGGAAAUUGAAGGAGAUUGAAGGUAUCAUUGAUGCUAGAAAUGCAGAUGGAAAUCUGAAGAACAGAUCUGGAGCUGGGGUAGUUCCAUAUCAGCUUUUGAAGCCAUUUUCUGAACCUGGAGUAACGGGGAAGGGUGUGCCUAAUAGCAUUUCCAUUUGAUGUAAGAAUGCUUUAUAUGAGCAAACUCCAAAUAAAUGUCUGCCGUGUGAAUUUGGAAAAGGGAAAAUGAAUAAAAGUUACAUUUAUUAA